AUGUCUAUACCAACCGAUAUCGCCAACCUAGUGAUAGGAGAGGAUGCUAAGCUUUCAAUUCACUUUGAUGAAAUCCCUCUCCGCAACGAUGGGCCUGGCAAUGGCUCCAGGUUUUAUAUGCUUUCCACAAACCGUGCCCUGAAAGACCACGAAGAAAAGGAAGACGACCUCAGAUACCUAUCUAAAGGCAGACAAAGUGCCAUUAGGCUAAACCAGCUGCUGAACGCCCGCCAUGUCAUAAAAGAAAGAGAAUGCACAGCUCAAGAUGAGGAGAAAGCUGUAAUGCGGCUUGGGGAAACCACUAUGGUUGUCGACGAAACAUUUGAUGCGCAGCCAAUUCACAGCCAUAUCUGGAACUCGUUCAUGUCAACUGAAUUUCGCUUCCCGAAAGCAGACUUCACAUCACUUCAGUAUCUACAAACGUCUUGGAAAGGUCUCGAAUUCGGUGAUACCCUUUUCACCAAGGAGGGAACACCAGCCUUCGAAGAAGUAUCCAUCGUUUCUGGAGUUUGUCUCUUCAAUGCAAGGCUUUUGGAAAUGAGUGCAACGAGCCCGAAAACCGGCGGCAUUGAUAUUGAUCUCCUCAGGAAUUCAAUUCCUACAUACAAUGAACUGGACUAUAUUGCUCGCGCGUCAAGCGCCAUCGCUGAUAUUGCUGCCAUGAACAUCUUAAGGGCUUGCGAGCAGGGUUCCGGACAGCGACUUCAAAUAAAACUUGACAUCCCUAGCUGGCACUACUUCCAUACAGUAGCCACACAAUUUGCCUCAAAGCAAUGUUCGAACACUGAAGCAUUGCAAUGGAUGGACACAGUUGACCAACGACAUGAUCAGAUCGGUCAAGCCUUCGUGGAAGCCAUCAGAGAUGGGCUUGAGCAACGAGGGAUUCGCGACAGCACCAGCUAUAGUAUUGGCAUAACAUCAAGGACAAACCCAGCUGCUGUUGUAAUUCGAACAGCAAUUGAACAUGAAAAAAUUCCCUCGUUGGAUUCCGUUCUCGCCGCAUUGGACUCUGAAGAAGACGGGUGUUGGAAACGAUUCUACGAGAUGAUCCCGACCAAGGAACGACCCUCGAAUCUUGGCCAGCUAGGUUAUCUGUUCUAUGUAUACGAGGCAAUCAGGCCGUCUCUCGUCGAACGACCAACAACAGCCCCUCUGGCAUCUGAAAAGACCAAGACAGCCAACUUGUCCAAGAAGGCAUUGAAGAAGCGAAAACCUCGCCGCCUAAUCAUCAGCGUUGACGACUCUGCGGAACGACGCAUUUACUCCAGAGCUCAAAGGAUACUCAGCAAGAUUCGACAGUCUAGCGAAAAGCCUGAGACUUACUUGGUAGAGUCAUACGUUUGCAGAAGGUUCUUGAUCAAUGGCAACGAAGACAGGGCGCGGCUAGGCCGGUUAGAUCCUCUUCCCGACAUUCCAGUUCGCACGGGUUCCCACCAUGAUCCUAUGCUGCCUCUCGAUGUGGUGCGGCAGCUCUAUGGAGACAACUCAGCUCUCAAUUUGCAGCGAUGGCUUCAAAAAGCGGGACUCUCAGUUUAA
Molecule: messenger RNA, 1536 nt
Organism: Nannizzia gypsea CBS 118893
Lineage: Eukaryota; Fungi; Ascomycota; Eurotiomycetes; Onygenales; Arthrodermataceae
Exons: 1
Coding region: 1-1536 (511 amino acids)
Source: RefSeq, a predicted model, not a curated record